This is a messenger RNA of Cyphomyrmex costatus, 918 nucleotides long. Its product is annotated as DDB1- and CUL4-associated factor 8-like protein 1. Bases 1 to 918 code for a protein of 305 amino acids. Lineage: Eukaryota; Metazoa; Arthropoda; Insecta; Hymenoptera; Formicidae. The record is from RefSeq and is a predicted model, not a curated record. Gene Ontology annotation, molecular function: protein binding. Gene Ontology annotation, cellular component: Cul4-RING E3 ubiquitin ligase complex; cytoplasm. The transcript has 6 exons.
AUGUUAUCUGAUAACUUAAAAUGCUUAGAAACAAAGAAACCGCCUCCUAAUUGGUUCAUUGCACAGGAAGUAAUAAAUCGACAAAUAGGUAGUAAUCCGUUAUUCCAAAGAAGAUUUUAUAGUUCUUUACAUGCAGUAAAUCGACUGGAGUUUAAAUACAAACUCUGUGAUCUUGAGGAUACUGUGAGCGCCUUAAGUUUCAAUCAAAAAGGAAAUUUAUUAGCAAGAGCCUCUGAAAAGACAGUUUCUAUUUGGGAUUGGGCUGCAAAGAAAAAGCGUUGUUGCUUUCCAAAUGGCCAUGACAUCCUAAUAGAGGUAUGUAUUGCCAAAUGGCUGCCUUUAGAUGUAGAAAACUUUAUGGUCACUUCUGGUUACGAUGGUUGUAUACGUUUAUUAGAUCUUGAAUAUAAUUCAUCGAGACAGAUGAUAAACUAUGAUUUAUUAUUUCAUCCGACCCAUAUAGAUCGAAAGAAUAACUGGGCAUUGGCUGUGCAUCCUGAAAUACCCUAUAUCGUGUUUUCUGCUUAUAACGAUUCGAUUUUGUCCAUAGAUAUUCGGGAGAAUACACCAAAUAAUGAAUUUUGUGUCGGCGGUCAUUUUCCCUGCAUAAGGGUGUAUGAUCAGCGAAAUAUUUCGAACCCACUUUAUCAAUUGUGGACGACCAAGUAUAACAGGGUGGGUUCUCAGUAUUGCGUAGGUCAUCCCCAUAUUCCUAUCCUUGCAACGGCAAGUAAGUCCAAUGUCCUGAUAUGGAUGCCUUCGGGUAAUGAAGAUCCAACAGAAUCAACAUUUAAGACUUAUAUUCGUCAACAAUACCCUGGUAUAGAUAAUUUUGUCGAAAGUGAUUCUACCGACGAUGACUACAAUUAUUCUACCGACGAUGACUACAAUUCUUCUACCGUCGAUGUUGACGAUUAG